CUUCUACCCUACCUGCAACUACUACUAUUUAGAUUUAGAAGUAGCCUUUUACUUUUUAUAGUGUUCGACCAUUAUGGGCUUUCUCGGUUUCAAAGCGACAGACGCAGCGGCCGAGGCCGUUGCUAGCGGGACACCAGCCCGUGACGACCUAACCACAGUCAGGAAGAGCGACAAGAAAGAAAAAAAGAAGAAGGAGAGGAAAGAGAAAAGUACUAUUGCUGAAGAUCAUGCCGCUGCCGGAGCAGGAGAAGAGCCUCUUCUACUGAAGACGGACGACGGCAGCGUCUCUGGUGUAGCUGACAAAAAGCAAAAGAAGAAAGACAAAAAGGCCAAGGCGUCAAAAGGACGAAAAAAGGAUACUCGCGAACCCUCUGGACAGGCAGCUGCAGAAAGCGAAGCAGAGGAAGUUGAAGGAGAUGAGACCACUCCUCCAACAAGGCCGACUUUCAGUUUCACAGUUACGAAGACGACCCAGAAAGUUGUAUCUCUCAUUCGAGAAGAUGACAUGAAGGAUGUGGAUCAUUCAUCAGACGCUGCAGCAAAACCUGCUGAGACGGAAGUCGUCAAAUACAAUUAUGUUCCGUCGGCGAAGACAGGAGCAGAAGGCCCAUCUGAGU
Molecule: messenger RNA, 617 nt
Organism: Amoebophrya sp. A25
Lineage: Eukaryota; Dinophyceae; Syndiniales; Amoebophryaceae
Source: the annotation of a GenBank genome assembly